UAAAAAAAAAAAAUUUAGAAAAAGCUGUCUCUUGUUCAGACGUCUCUUCUCUCUAAGUCGCAGACUCGUCUUCUUCACAGCUCCUGCGGUACUCUUCUUUCUACGCGCAAAAUCUACAAGGAAGGCUUCGAAGGGUAAUAACCGAUUCAUCUCUCUCUCUCUCUCUCGUUUCUAUCUGAGGUAGAGAGAGAUAGAGGAUACCAAUGAUCUCCAAAGCUUCUCCAUCUUCCACCAAUUCGUCGAUUCCUUCUUCUUCUUCUAGGAUAGGAGGUGAGCUCUGUGUGUGGCCUCCUGGUUUUAGACAUCUCUGCCUCAGGAAAAGCUUAUUAUACGGAGUUAUGUGGUUAUUCUCCAUGCCCCUCAAAACGCUGCGUGGAGCUCGAAAAACUCUUAAAGUCACUCACUUUUGCAGCAUCUCCAACACGCCCUCUUCCUUAAAUAUCGAACUGGUACCAUGUAAUAAGGACAACUAUGCUUAUCUUUUGCACGACGAAGACACCGGCACGGUUGGAGUCGUUGAUCCUUCCGAGGCCAAACCUGUUAUAGAGGCAUUGAGCAGGAAAAAUUGGAAUUUGACUUACAUAUUGAAUACUCAUCAUCAUGACGACCACAUAGGGGGGAAUGCUGAGCUGAAAGCAAGGUAUGGCGCAAAGGUGAUUGGCUCAGCUGUGGAUAAGGAUGGGAUUCCUGGAAUUGACAUACUUCUCAAGGAUAGUGACAAGUGGAUGUUUGCUGGCCAUGAGGUUCAAGUAAUUGACACUCCUGGCCACACACAAGGCCAUAUUAGCUUCUACUUUCCCGGGUCAGCCACAAUAUUCACAGGAGACCUGAUACAUAGCUUAUCCUGUGGUACCCUCUCGGAAGGUACCCCCGAACAGAUGCUUUCAUCACUCCAAAAGAUCGUGUCUUUACCAGAUGAUACAAAUAUAUACUGCGGUCGUGAAAACACAGCAGGCAAUAUCAAGUUUGCACUAUCUAUAGAACCAAAGAAUGAAACUCUUAACUCGUAUGCAACUCGAGUUGCCCAUCUUCGCAGCCAGGGACUCCCAUCGAUUCCAACGACUGUUAAGGUCGAGAAAGCGUGUAACCCGUUUCUCAGAACAUUUAGCAAAGAAAUCCGCAGAUCUUUAAGUAUUCCAGACUCAGCAAAUGAAGCCGAAGCAUUGCGUUGUAUACACAGAGCCAGAGAUCGUUUCUAAAGAAGCUUUGGGGGUUAUCUUCCUUAUUGUAUAUACUUGGAAGUCAUCAUCAUCUGCAAAGAUCCAUAUAUUAUAUGGUUUGUGUUUCUUUUCCAGUAAUCAAUUAAAUUUGAUGUAUUCAAAACAAAAAAAAAAGUUAUAUAAAAUUUAGUUGGGCUCA
Messenger RNA from Raphanus sativus (radish), 1359 nucleotides. Its product is annotated as hydroxyacylglutathione hydrolase 1, mitochondrial. The record is from RefSeq and is a predicted model, not a curated record. Gene Ontology annotation, biological process: antibiotic catabolic process. The coding region runs from base 204 to 1199 and encodes 331 amino acids. Lineage: Eukaryota; Viridiplantae; Streptophyta; Magnoliopsida; Brassicales; Brassicaceae. The transcript has 8 exons. Gene Ontology annotation, molecular function: beta-lactamase activity; hydroxyacylglutathione hydrolase activity; zinc ion binding.